Schizosaccharomyces japonicus yFS275 is the source of this 1164-nucleotide messenger RNA. Its product is annotated as splicing factor Cwf28. Gene Ontology annotation, cellular component: nucleus; spliceosomal complex. Gene Ontology annotation, biological process: mRNA splicing, via spliceosome. Lineage: Eukaryota; Fungi; Ascomycota; Schizosaccharomycetes; Schizosaccharomycetales; Schizosaccharomycetaceae. The transcript has a single exon. The record is from RefSeq and is a predicted model, not a curated record. The coding region runs from base 1 to 1164 and encodes 387 amino acids.
AUGAGCAACAAGAACCGGUUUUCUCGCUCCUUUGGCGGCCGUUCGGACGACGAAAGUGAAGACGAAGAAACCAGGCAGCCUCAAUUCAUCACAGGAUUCGGUGAAGAAGGAAUUGAAUACAAAGACGAAGAGUUUCAGCGCAAGGAGCGCGAGAAGGCAAAACCCAAAGUCAUUCCGGUUCCCUCGUCCUCACAUUGGUUACAGGAAAGGAUUCAGAAACGAGACGAAGGGAGGGAAGGGAACGAGCGAAUUGAAGGGAAGAACAACGGCAACGACAAGAGUAAUGCUUCUCCAAAACCUCCCUCUGUGAAAUAUGGCCUCAACCUACCGUCAGCCUCUACAACCCAUGUCGUUAUCAAACAAACUACAUUGAAGCAACAAACUACAUUGACCCAAAAAGACAUUCCCGAAACCAGCACGGGCGUUGCAGAAACCGUCUCCCAAGAAACGACGACAACAACAAGAGUCGAAGAGUCCACACGCCAGCAACAGCAGCAGCAGCAGCAGCAACAACAACAACUACCAGCAGAAGUUCGUCUCGUGCUUGAAGAAACAAAACGAGAAAACGAUCCGCUUGCUCGGAGCGACUCGGGAAAAGUGAUCUCUGUGGCAUCCACAAAAUCCCCUUCGCCAGAAGACAGUGCUGCCGCACUGUUUAAGAAACAGAUGGGCGAGCUGCCAUCGGCGUCCCAAGUCGAGGAGUAUGCGGAAAUGCCGGUAGAAGAGUUCGGAGCAGCCAUGCUGAGAGGCAUGGGCUGGAACAACGAGUACUCUGCCAAAGACGCAUUCGACGUCAACAGGAGGCCGACGUUCUUGGGAAUGGGAGCCAAGCCCCUAGAGGAAGAGAUUCCCGAACUUGGCAGCUGGGGAAAAAAGAACCCGCGCAAGCAGAUGUACAUCCCGCUUCGAAAGAGACCUUCCGAGAUGGGAAGAACACAGACGGAAGAGGAUGGACGACGAAGGGGGGAGAGCAGCAGAGAACGAAAUCAUGACAGGAGCCGGAGCGGAAGCUAUGAACGGGAACGGGAACGAAACCGUGAGCACGAUGAACGGGACCGACACAGCUACCGGAGGAGCCAUCGAAGUCAUAGAAGCCACAGAAGUUAUCGUGAAGAGAAUCGUGAAGAGAGACACUCUUCCUAUCAUAGCAGAAGAAUUCGAUGA